Terrapene triunguis (Three-toed box turtle) is the source of this 3092-nucleotide messenger RNA. RefSeq names its product BCAR3 adaptor protein, NSP family member (gene BCAR3). Gene Ontology annotation, molecular function: guanyl-nucleotide exchange factor activity; phosphotyrosine residue binding. The transcript is spliced from 13 exons. NCBI's taxonomy places the organism in Eukaryota, Metazoa, Chordata, Testudines, Emydidae. Bases 1 to 2685 code for a protein of 894 amino acids. The record is from RefSeq and is a predicted model, not a curated record. Gene Ontology annotation, biological process: small GTPase-mediated signal transduction; positive regulation of peptidyl-serine phosphorylation.
AUGAAGCAUCUAUCCAUUUCUAACUGGCUAACCGGGCUGGGUCUCCCAGAAUAUUGCAUGCUCUUUGAUAAACAAUACGAUGGUGUAGAGGACUUACUACAUCUGACAGAAGUUGAUCUUAGGAAAAUGGGAAUUGAGAACCAAAUCCACCGAACACACAUCCUUUCCAAUAUCCUGCUGCUUCAGGAGGCAGAAAGAAAAAGAGAGCUGAGAAUGAUAGCUGCUGGAAAACUUGCAAGUCUCCCCAGAAACAUGCAGGUGAACCAUCAGUUCUCACUGGCUUCGUCUAUGGAUCUUUUGAGCAGCAAACCUCCUCUGGCUGAGCAUCGCGUAGACUCCUAUCAAGAUGUUUCUAUCCAUGGCACUCUCCCAAGGAAGAAAAAGGGGACCAUUCCCAUUAGAUCUUGUGAUAUGUUUAGCCAUAUGGGAACCCUGCCAUUCUCCAGAACACAUAGGCAGCAGUCACCUUUGAUUCAAGAUGUCAUAGAGGAGUAUCCCCUGCAAGAUAGGAAGAGUGAGAAACUCCACUUCAGAGGUCAGAAUAUCCUGGAUCCAGCUAUGGAAUAUGUGAAGUUUUCUAGGGAGAGGCAGGUUAUGGACAACACCCCGGAAAAGCUGAAGAAAGAGUUAGAGGAAGAGCUGCUGUUGAGCAGCGAAGACUUACGUAGCCAUGCUUGGUACCAUGGACGCAUUCCUCGGCAGGUGGCAGAAAGCCUAGUUCAGAGAGAUGGAGAUUUCCUGAUUAGGGAUUCUCUCUCCAGUCCUGGAAACUUUGUUCUUACCUGUCAGUGGAAAAACAUCUCUCAACAUUUCAAAAUCAACAGAACAGUCCUCAGACUCAAUGAAGCCUACUGCCGCAUUCAGUAUCAGUUCGAACUUGAAAGUUUCGACAGCAUCCCUGGGUUAGUGAGAUGUUAUGUGGGGAAUCGCAGGCCAGUAUCAAAGCAGAGUGGAGCAAUUAUUUUUCAGCCUAUCAACAGGACCGUGCCACUGAGGUGUCUAGAGGAAAAGUACGGAGUAUCUCCAGUUCGACAAAAGGAAUGCAAUAUCACUGAAGGAAAAACAGAGACUGCAAAAAGGCUGAGCCUCAGUAUAUACGGCGUGCAGUCCCAGGAGCACAGCUUAACCAGAGGAAAUCUUUUAAGAAACAAAGAAAAAAGUGGUAGCCAGCCAGCUAGUUUGGAUCACGUCCAGGAGAAAAGAUUCCCCCUAAAGGCUCACCAGUCAGAAAGCUACCUGCCAAUAGGUUCGAGGCAUCCAUCUCAGCUACCUGAAGUAGAUACAAGCCCAUGUUCAAAUUCCCCUGCAUUUAGAACAGGCAGUGAACCUACUCUAAGCCCCACAGUAGUUCGGAGGGUCGCUUCCGAGUCGCCAGUAGGAGAAGCUCUUAGAGGAUCAGACAGCCAGCUCUGUCCCAAGCCUCCACCUAAACCCAACAAAGUGCCCUUGCUGAGGCAACCUCAGUCUCCUUUAGCUUGGCACAGUUCAGAGGCACACUACUGUGAAUUAAACCCUGCUACCUCCAUAGACUGUGGAGCAACACAGCAAUCUCUGUCUCAGAAGAGCAGCUACGUGGAACAUCUGAUAGCUAAAGAGAAUGGAUUGCUCUCAUUCAGGAACUCUGAAACAAGUUAUCUGAUCCAUGAAGAUGAUGCCUUACAGAGCUCAAUGGAUCCAUUAGCAGUUUGGACAGAGAUGGCUGAAGAGGGCAGCAUGUUUGUAGCACCUGUUCUUGAGACAGUAUCCAGUUUUAAACCAAAUGAUUUUGAAUCCAAACUUCUUCCUCCUGAAAACAAGCCACUUGAAACACCAAUGUUAAAAAGAGUUAAGGAGCUAUUCACCAACAGUAAUCCAAAGAUUAUUGCCCGGCAUAUGCUUAGAAUGGACUGCAAGGUUGCUAGGAUACUAGAGGUCUCUGAAGAGAUGAGGAGGAGGAUGGGAGUGAGAUCAGGUCUGGAGCUCAUUACAUUGCCCUAUGGACACCAACUGCGCUUGGACAUAAUUGAAAGACACAACACCAUGGCAAUCGGAAUAGCUGUGGAUAUUUUGGGCUGCACAGGAAACUUAGAAGAGAGGGCUGCGACGUUAAACAGGAUCAUCCAGGUAGCAGUGGAACUGAAGGACUGCCUGGGGGAUUUGUACGCAUUCUCUGCUGUCAUGAAAGCACUUGAAAUGCCACAGAUCGCAAGGUUAGAACAAACAUGGAUCACUUUACGGCACCACUACACCCAAACUGCCAUUACAUAUGAAAAGCAGUUGAAGCCAUUCAGCAAAGCUCUGCAUGAAGGAAGAGAGACCAUCUGUGCUCCACAAAACAACAUAACUGUGCCCCUGCUGAUGCCCUCGGUUACCUUGAUGGAGCGACAGGUUGUCAUUUUUGAUGGGAUGGACCUGUGGGAAAACACCGACCAAAGCUGUGAAAUAAUGCUCAAGCAUUUAGCCACAGCCCGUUUUAUAGCACAAAAUGCUGACAUGUACAGAAUGACUGCGGAAAGGAUACUGGAAGGUUUUCAGCCAGAUGAUGAGAUGAGUGAGAUCUUCAAGACAGAAUUUCAAAUGAGAUUGUUAUGGGGCAGCAAAGGAGCACAAGUUAAUCAGAGAGAGAGAUAUGAGAAAUUCAACCAGAUUUUAACUGCACUCUCCCGAAAAUUAGAACCUCCUCCAGUGAAACAGGUAGAGCAAUGAAAUAUCAAAUGGACCCUUAAGAUAUGAUUACUUCAAGUUUGCCAUUUAAUUUAAUUAAAAGAAAUUGCCAAUUUGUCACUGUACAAGCCUUUAGCAUUCACCGGAUCUUUAGGACUUGUAAAUUGCACAAUGCACAUUUAUGAAUUGUUUAAAAACUACUGAUUUCUAAAUAAAUUUAUUUAUUAAUAUGUAACCAUGUCAAUUUAAUAAUUUCUUGAACAGUCAAAUUUAAGAUAGUCUGCAUAAUGUAUUCUUGUGAUUUACAAAAAUGUCUAUUGAUGUCUACUAGUCAUUACUAUUGGUGUUUUACUUAAUGUUAUCAGUAAUGAAACAGUGUACUGUAAAUAAAAAAUGCUAGGUAUUUUAGAAAAUAUCAGUUGUAUGAUAUUCCUUACAUGAAUAUGAAC